ACAAAGUUUCCUGAGUAAGAAAUAACAUCUGUAACUGAAAUGCUGUUUCUGCAAAUUCCAUUGCUAGCAGUUCUCCUCGCAGCUGGUGACACUGAAGAUGCCUUCCAGGAGGAGAUUGGCUUCAAAAUUACCCACAGCUUAUCCUUCUACAACCGUUCCUGGGUGAAAAUUCAGAACUCUGCUUGGCUGGGUGACUUGCAGACUCAUGGCUGGGACACCAACUCUGGCAGAAUUAUUUUCCUGCGUCCUUGGUCCAAGGGCAACUUGAGCAAAAAAGAGAUAAAAGAACUGGAAGAAUUCCUCCGUGCGUUCUCCAUUGAAAUGCCGCACAAACUUCACAGACAUGCCAGUGAAUGGAAGUUUAAAUAUCCCUUUGAAAUUCAGAUAACAAAGGGCUGUGAGCUGCACCCUGGGGGACCCAUAGUAGCCUUCUAUCGCUUCGCUUAUCAAGGAUCAGAGGUCAUGCACUUCCAGAACAAUUCAUGGUUGCCAUCUCCAAAGGGUGGAACAACAGCUCAGGAUAUGUGCAGAGUAUUCAAUCAACACCUGUUCAUCAAUAAUGUAGUACACAGGAUUCUCAGUGACACCUGCCCACGUUUCCUCUUGAGUAUUCUUGAUGCAGGGAAGGCAGAUCUCCAGAGACAAGUAAAACCAGAGGCCUGGCUGUCCACUGGCCCCAAUCCUGGUCCUGGCCAUCAGAUGCUGGUUUGCCAUGUCUCUGGCUUCCAUCCAAAGCCAAUUUGGGUAAAGUGGAUGCGAGGUGAACAGGUACAACAGGGCACUCAACAAAGUGGUAUCUUGCCCAAUGCUGAUGGGACAUGGUACCUUCAGGUUUUCUUGGAGGUGGAAGCCACUGAGACAUCUGGCCUGUAUUGCCGGGUGAGACAUAGCAGCCUAGGAGGCCAGGACAUCCUCCUCUACUUGGAACAUCAUCAUAACUCCAUGGGCUUGAUCAUCUUGGCAGUGAUGGUGCCCCUGGUGCUUCUGACAGCUCUUACAUUUUGGCUUAGGAAGCGCUGGUGA
Molecule: messenger RNA, 1023 nt
Organism: Myotis lucifugus (little brown bat)
Lineage: Eukaryota; Metazoa; Chordata; Mammalia; Chiroptera; Vespertilionidae
Product: T-cell surface glycoprotein CD1a-like
Exons: 5
Coding region: 40-1023 (327 amino acids)
Biological process (GO): antigen processing and presentation, exogenous lipid antigen via MHC class Ib; antigen processing and presentation, endogenous lipid antigen via MHC class Ib; positive regulation of T cell mediated cytotoxicity
Cellular component (GO): external side of plasma membrane
Molecular function (GO): lipopeptide binding; exogenous lipid antigen binding; endogenous lipid antigen binding
Source: RefSeq, a predicted model, not a curated record